GUUUUACUCCGGCCCUGCCAGCUUGCCAUCUCUAUAUAACGAAUCCCAUCCUCGCUCUUCUUCCCACCAACACAAGGAUCGAUCAGCAUUCAGCCCAAUUUCACACCCCACAACAGAGAAAUCACAGAGCUCGUACAGAUCAGUCAAGUCAACAAUCCCCUCCAACGCAACAACAAGAAGAGAAGAUGGCGGCUGCAGCGAAGGCAUCGUGGACGGUGGCGAUGAGCGUGGGCGCCGUGGAGGCGCUCAAGGACCAGGCCGGCCUCUGCCGCUGGAACUACGCGCUCAGGUCCAUCCACCGGGCCGCCAAGGCCAAGGCAAGCGCCCGCGGCGCCGUCUCGCAGGGCAAGAAGCAGCUUCCGGUCUCUGCGGCGGCUGUGGCAGAGCAGCGGCGAGCGCAGAAGGCCGAGGAAGGGUUGAGGACGGUGAUGUACCUCAGCUGCUGGGGACCCAAUUAGUAGAUGCAAGCUUGCGGUUAGCAAUCACUAGCUAGGUGUGUUUGCUGCAACAACCGUUGCCUGAGACUUGGCUGGUUGAUUGUUUCCCCAUUGUAAUAUACCACGAGACGAUGAUGAUGAAACUUUUCAGUACGCUCAUUCGCAAAAUCAAAAGAGAGUUUAUACUACCCUCCUUGUUCGUUUGCUUC
Molecule: messenger RNA, 646 nt
Organism: Lolium perenne
Lineage: Eukaryota; Viridiplantae; Streptophyta; Magnoliopsida; Poales; Poaceae
Source: RefSeq, a predicted model, not a curated record